Messenger RNA from Notothenia coriiceps (black rockcod), 895 nucleotides. RefSeq names its product abhydrolase domain containing 4, N-acyl phospholipase B. Gene Ontology annotation, cellular component: lipid droplet; mitochondrion. The coding region runs from base 286 to 723 and encodes 145 amino acids. The transcript is spliced from 5 exons. NCBI's taxonomy places the organism in Eukaryota, Metazoa, Chordata, Actinopteri, Perciformes, Nototheniidae. The record is from RefSeq and is a predicted model, not a curated record. Gene Ontology annotation, molecular function: peptidase activity; phosphatidylcholine lysophospholipase A1 activity; lysophosphatidic acid acyltransferase activity. Gene Ontology annotation, biological process: proteolysis; phosphatidic acid biosynthetic process; lipid homeostasis.
AGACCAUCUGUGUUCAUGGUCAGCUGAUUUAAAGAACGGAGUUACAAAACAUUAAAAACUAGCAUACAGGGGCUAGGUACAGAGCAGCGUGUUAUUUCAUUUCCUUGAAUGUAGUCACCGGAAUAUGACAUUCAAUGGACCCUGCUACUACCACAUCUCCGAUGCAAAGCGAUUGUGAAACAGAGUCUUUGUAAGUUGUAUUCACUGGAGAGAAGAGCAGCUGUGAGUGACCCUCCACGGCCAAGUUCAGUCUGGAGCUGGUGGCCUUCCUGGCGUCCAACAUCCAUGUCCCUUCUAAAGACUGCAGAGUCAAAGAUUCUUGCAUGUAUCCAGAAUGACGUAUGGUCUCGGUUUGUGACCCUGCCAAACCGCGAUCGAAUAUGGACUCUGUCCCUCACCAACAAGGGGGUGCGCAAAACUGCAGAACAGGCCCCGAAGACUCCCCUGGUGAUGGUCCACGGGUUCGGUGGAGGGGUCGGCCUUUGGAUCCGGAACAUUGACGCUCUGAGUCGAUCGCGGCCUGUUUACGCCUUUGACCUCCUGGGCUUCGGCCGGAGCUCCAGGCCUUCCUUCCCCUCGGAUGCUACCCAGGCAGAGAAGCAGUUUGUGGACUCUAUUGAGCAGUGGAGAGAGUAUUUAGGCCUGGAGAACAUGAUCCUGCUGGGACACAGUCUAGGGGGGUACCUGGCUACCUCCUAUGCCAUCCAGUACCCUACUAGGUAAUAUUAAGAUGAUGAGGGGAACAGAAUAGUUGUAGCUGGUAGUGGUUUACUAAGUACUGAACAUUGAAUAAGUAAUGUUACAUAUUAACCAGCCUCAUCUAAUAUUAAAGGUCACCUAUUAUAAAAAAAUCCACUUUUUCAUGUCUGUUAUACAUAAACAUGUGUCCCCUCUG